Chanos chanos (milkfish) is the source of this 1558-nucleotide messenger RNA. RefSeq names its product checkpoint suppressor 1 (gene ches1). Gene Ontology annotation, biological process: regulation of DNA-templated transcription. Gene Ontology annotation, molecular function: cis-regulatory region sequence-specific DNA binding; DNA-binding transcription factor activity. Gene Ontology annotation, cellular component: nucleus. Lineage: Eukaryota; Metazoa; Chordata; Actinopteri; Gonorynchiformes; Chanidae. The transcript has 6 exons. Bases 170 to 1558 code for a protein of 462 amino acids. The record is from RefSeq and is a predicted model, not a curated record.
AGACUAGAGGAACGCAGCUGCUGUCGUGGUCAGUGCAGGAACACAGCUCAGGCGGAAAUGGAGAGGUUUAGUCGCGGAAACUGACAUUGUUGUGGAUCAGUCAGAGAGAGAAGUACAUGUGGAGGGGCUUGUCCAGAGAAGAGCAGGAUUAAAAGGAGACUAGGGUCGGAUGGGUCCCAUCAUGCCCCCUGGUAAGAAAGCGGAGGGCCCCGGUGGCGGCAGCAUGGCACGGGGUUUGGGCACACUGUGCCAGGAGGCAGCGGAGGCUGCAGACCUCUCUCUGGCGCUGUCAGCCUCUCUGAGUCGAGCCGAGGACGAAGAACUGACCAGUCUCAGCUGGCUCCACGAGAGUACCGACCUUCUGACCAGUUUGGGUCACCCGGGUCUACGCAGCGUCAGUCCGGUCCAGGACGGUUCCGGUACAGCCGACCCGGCAUCGCCUUCCUCCUCCUCGUCUUCGCCGGAGCCCGAAACCCCCUACCGCCUCUCCAUGGGAGCCAGCCGGAAACCGCCCUAUUCUUUCAGCUGCCUCAUCUUCAUGGCGAUUGAGGAUGCUCCGGCCAAAAGGUUGCCGGUCAAAGACAUCUACGGCUGGAUCCUGGAACACUUCCCUUACUUCGCUAGCGCCCCCACUGGCUGGAAGAACUCUGUGCGACACAAUCUAUCACUCAACAAGUGCUUCAAGAAGGUGGACAAGGAUCGCAGCCAGGCCAUAGGUAAAGGCUCUCUUUGGUCCAUAGACCCUGAGUACAGGCAUAACCUGAUUCAGGCCUUGAAGAAGACUCCAUAUCACCCCUACUCCCCACGGCUCGCCACGCCCCCCACGUCGGCCGCAACCCCUCCUCAGGCAUAUCACAGUCCUCAUCUGUGGCCGGGAAGUCCACUUUACAGAAAAAAUGGAGGAGUUCUUUUACAAGUUCCUCAGAGAGUUAUCCAGCAUGGCUCUCGUGUGUCCACCCAGAACUUGUUUCCAGUCAUCAGAACGCUUCCCUUCAGCCCGUCACGGAACAGAACCACCACAAUUCGGUCUACUCUUGGUGAUUAUCUGACCCAGUCCGGCAGUGGUGUGAAACAUGACUCACCCCCAUCCAGUGAUGAUCUUCAGGAGGACCACACUUACAGCAGUGCCCAGUCUCCCGGCGGCACACAGCAGGUCACUGCGACCUCCUCCUCCUCCUCCUCCUCUUCCUGCUCCUCUCAGGGAUCUGACCCGAGCUGUGCCGACGGAGAAAUCAUCGAGGUCCAGGUCACGGAGAUCAAACAGGAGCCCGGGGACUUUCCGCUGGAUGCUACCACAACACCUUUCCAGCAGUCUCAGCGCAACGGCAGCAGAAAACCCCCCUGGAUGAAGGGCCGCCAACGGACGCCUGGCGAUACGCUGCCCCUGAAGAAGAGGCGGGCGGAGAAGCCUCCAGAGAGCGAUGAUGACGAUGAUAAAGAGAUGAAGGAGGCCGCGGGGUCUCUGCUCCACCUUGCCGGUGUGCGCGCCUGUCUAAACAAAAUGAGCCACCGCACCUCCAAGGGUCAGAAAGAACAGAGAGAAGCUGUGAGAGAUUAG